Molecule: messenger RNA, 1293 nt
Organism: Lolium perenne
Lineage: Eukaryota; Viridiplantae; Streptophyta; Magnoliopsida; Poales; Poaceae
Biological process (GO): negative regulation of transcription by RNA polymerase II
Cellular component (GO): chromatin; histone deacetylase complex
Molecular function (GO): transcription corepressor activity
Source: RefSeq, a predicted model, not a curated record
AUGGCGCAACGCCCGGUUACUAUCCCGGAGAGCGAUCAAAUCACCGCCUUGUCCUUCUUGAAGCUCGUCCGAGUCCAGCUCGCGUCGUCUUCUCCGGCCGUCUACGAGGAAUUCCUCAGCCUCCUGCUGAGCUUCGGCGUUGGAACGGGCCCCAGUCCCGACGCCGUCAAGGACCGUGCGUACGCGCUCCUCCGCGGACACCCCGACCUCGUCCGCGGCUUGGCCGUCUUCCUCCCCGGCGAGGACGCGCCGGGGCCCGCACGCGAGGACCCCGCGCCCACGCGGCCCAGAAGGGACCGCUGCCCUACGCCCGCCGUCGUCGAUGACGUCCGGAGGUUCCUCCGUCAGGUGAAAAGCAGGAAACCGGAGGCGUACGACAGCCUCCUCGAGCUGAUCUUCGACGCCGGCCACGCCAAGGACCUGAACCAAAUCUACCGGCGGGCCCUGGAAAUCUUCGGCCACCCGCGCAGCUACUUCCUCAGCGAGUUCGUCAAGUACCUCCCGGUCCCGACGGAGCUGGAGCGCGCCUCGUUACCGAGACGCCGCGCGAAUAAGGAGACACGGCCAGAAUUAGAGCACCGUGCUCACGCGCCCAAGCGCAAGGAGCCAUGGCCGGAAGAGCACCGUGCUCACGCGCCCAAGCGCAAGGAGCCGUGGCCGGAAGAGCACCGUGCUCAAGCGGCGCCCAAGCGCAAGGAGCCAUGGCCGGAAGAGCACCGUGCUCAAGCGGCGCCCAAGCGCAAGGGCACCGCCGCCACCGUCGUCGCGGCCGACUACCCCAGCAGCGCGCCGAAGAGGCCCCGCUCCGAGGACCGGAGGACGACGAGCCGCCGCGCCAAUUCCCCCGCCGACGCCGACGCCUCCAAGACCCCGUUCAGGGAGUCGUGGGAGUUCGAGACCACGUACACGAAGCUGGUGGCCACGGUCACGCGCACCGAGGAGCUGCUGGAGCAAUACGAGAAGCCGGAGACCGCGCCGCCGCCGCGCGGCCGGCGCGAGUUCGAGGAACUCUUCCCCGACCCCGAGUGCCUGGAGGUGCUCCAGGAGAUGUACCAGGACAUGUUUGAUCGGAUCCGGGCCGCGCUCGAGGACGGCGCGCGCACCGAGCUGGCGCUGAAGACGAUCAGGCGCAGGCUCGAGAUGCUGGAGCAGCUGGCCGUGAGGAGGGCCAUGGAGUGCCGGGACCCCGCCCGCGUCGAGGGCAGGAUGCACAAGCUCGCCGUCGAUCGGGUCAAGGUUCUUCUUAAGAGACGGGCCAAGAAGGCCGCCAGGAUGCGUGAACUUGCCAGUUAG